This is a messenger RNA of Magnolia sinica, 1307 nucleotides long. Its product is annotated as putative Myb family transcription factor At1g14600. The record is from RefSeq and is a predicted model, not a curated record. Gene Ontology annotation, molecular function: DNA binding; DNA-binding transcription factor activity. Bases 288 to 1256 code for a protein of 322 amino acids. NCBI's taxonomy places the organism in Eukaryota, Viridiplantae, Streptophyta, Magnoliopsida, Magnoliales, Magnoliaceae. The transcript is spliced from 7 exons.
GAUCUGUAAAGGAAAAGGCGGGCCGGGGAAGAAGGGCGGUAGCUUCAUUCUCGCUCCGGAUUCUGGGAUGUUUCCUAUCGGACAUGCAGGGGAUGACGUCAGCCAUAGGUAUGCUUUUUCAUUCCUGCCACGUGUAGUGUGUGCGCGCGUGCCAGAAUCGGUAUAGAAUGGAUCGAUCUAAACUGAUCAACUUCAACCCCGGAUCCCUAAAUAAGCUGAUACCUCCGGUGUGAACGUACAUGACCACCAGAAUCUGAUAAGGGUGUAUAGAAGAACCAAGGGCUGAGAUGUCUCUCAAGAGGUCUCCAAGUUCCUCGCUCGAUCGUCACCGUCCGUUGCCGAUCCAGACGGAUGUGAACAGUGGACAGCUCAUCGAUGAGGAUAGGCCAUUGGUGGAUGAAGGUUCCAAAUCCGUGACCGUUAGGCAGUACGUACGAUCGAAGAUGCCCCGCCUUCGGUGGACUCCAGAUCUUCACCAUUGCUUUGUUCAUGCUGUGGAAAGGCUAGGUGGCCAAGAUAGAGCCACGCCAAAGCUGGUGUUACAAGUAAUGGACGUGAAAGGACUGACUAUAGCCCACAUAAAGAGCCAUCUUCAGAUGUAUCGCAGCAUGAAGCAGGAUAAAGUGGUGCAAGAAGGAAUUGUUUCAAAGAGGAAUAAUGAAAUGAACGGCUCAUCUUCAGAUUACUUCUCAUAUUCCCUCCCAACCCAUCAGCAACAAUUUCACGAAGAAAGGAGAUUUUUAAAAGACAACAGCUGCAACUUCUUUCAAGCCAUCAGAUUCAAACGCACUCAGGUUCCAUCAGAAGGCCACAAGAAACAAAGACAAUAUAAGGAACAUGUUAUUUAUGGGGAAGAAGCAACACUAGAAGAAGAGGCUUCACAUGGAGAAAUUGUCCAAGGAUGCAUGAGGAAACCCACAUCUUAUAUCAUCUUCAAGGGGCUUCUAAAUAAUAACUCCAACCCAGAGACUGCUGAAGAACCCAAUAAUCCUCAAAUGGAUGAACACCCAAAUCGAGAAGUACAUUCAAACCACUUGCUUUCUAGAUUGGAGGACACAUCAGAGUGUGUAAAUGGAGCCAUUGAUAGCACGUUAUCCCUAUCUUUGGUGUCGAAAGAUCCAACGGAGACAAGAUUGAGAGAGGCCCACCACAAUCGAUCAUUGAAUAAUCAAAGAGUUAGUAGUGUGCUUGAAAACGUGAAGAAUGUGUCUCUUGGGCUGACUUUAGAUUUGAAAAUGUCAUAUUCUUUACGUUAGUGUUUAUGCAACAAUCUUCAAGUUAAAUCUACUUUUAACAUCUCAAGAAUA